Etheostoma cragini (Arkansas darter) is the source of this 3449-nucleotide messenger RNA. Its product is annotated as GTPase IMAP family member 8-like. The transcript is spliced from 5 exons. Bases 132 to 3236 code for a protein of 1034 amino acids. NCBI's taxonomy places the organism in Eukaryota, Metazoa, Chordata, Actinopteri, Perciformes, Percidae. The record is from RefSeq and is a predicted model, not a curated record. Gene Ontology annotation, molecular function: GTP binding.
CAUCAUUGGUCAGUUUGAUGUUUGCUUAUUUUAAUUGUGACGCAGAAGCCUAAAUGGCACAAGGGGGAGGAUUAGUCAUACACAUUGUGUCCAAUGCUGAUGAGGAGGCUAUCUUGUCAGACAAGUCAUGAAUGGAUGAGAGGACAGGAGCCUUGGAGGGAACUGCACCAGUGUCAGAGCUGAGGGUUGUUCUGCUGGGGAACAGCUGGCCUGAGAGGAGUUCAGUGGGGAACUUCCUAAUGGGAGCAACUGUGUUCAACGCUGAGGAAGAACCAGUCUUUCUGAAAGUUAGUGGACGAUUUCAAGAAAAAAAAAUAGUUGUCAUCAAUACUCCAGAUCUGCUGCUUCCAAACAUCUCCGAAGACAAACUAAGAAAACAUGUAAAGAAUUGUGUGAAACACUCUGAUCCUGGCCCUCACGUCUUCCUGCUGGUUCUACAGCCUGAAGACUUCACUGAGGGACACAAACAGAGACUCUGCCAAGUCCUGAAACUCUUCAGUGAUCGGUCAUUUGAUCAUUCACUGGUGCGGAUAUCACCACCCAGAGAGGAGAGUUCAGGUUUAAAGUCCAAUUAUGGACAAAAUCUACCCUUAAAAGACAUGAUCAGCAAAUGUAGAUACAGGUACAUGAGGCAGAAGAGCCUUGAAUUUUCAGAGCUGUUAACAUACUUGGAUCAAAUUGUAAGUAACAAUGGAGGACAUUUGAGGUGUGAUUCAUUUAAAGCCUCAAAGUUUGGUCAUCGGAGUCCGAAAAAACAGGAAACGUCCAUUGCUGACUUGGACUUGGUAAAACCUCCUGUCACAUGGCUCACACCAAACACAUCACACAACCCAUCAGCAGUGGAAAGCACAAUGGAACAAACAUCUGGACUCAGGAUUGUGAUGUUGGGGAAAAGUGAAGAUUCAAAGACAACACUCGGCAACUUCCUCCUUGGUAGCCAAGACUUUGAUUUCCAGAAACAUACCCCACUUAACCAUGGUCUGGCCAUCUGUGGAGAGUGGAAUGGACAUCUUCUAACAGUAGUGAAAACUCCAGACAUCUUCAGUCUGCAUGUGGAAGCAGUCAGAGAAGAGAUGAAAAGGACCAUCAAUUUUUGCCUCCCUGGACCAAAUGUCCUGCUGCUGUUAGUAAAUCCUUCUGAGUUCACUGAGGAGAACAGACAAACACUGGAGUUCAUCGCAAGUUUGUUCAGUCAAGAUGCCUUUCAACAUUCAAUGGUUGUUACGACACAUGAGGGGAAUGAAACAAGUUUCAUUGUGAAUCAGCUUCUUAAAGGCUGUGGCGACAGACACUGCAGCAUGUUAACAAUUAACCGCACCUUGUUAAUGGAGAAGAUUGAGAGCAUUGCGCAUGAAAACAAAGGAACCUUCCUCACCUUCACUGAAGAGACCAUCAGACCAACAUCUGGACACAUCAGACCAGCUUUAAACCUGGUUCUGUGUGGGAGGAGAGGAGCUGGGAAGACUUCAGCAGCCAAGGCCAUUUUAGGACAGACAGAGCUUCGUUCAGUCUCCAACUCAUCAGAGUGUGUUAAACAUCAGGGAGAGGUGUGUGGACGUUUUGUUUCCCUGGUGGAGCUGCCUGCCUUGUAUGGAGAAGGUCAGGAGGUAGUGAUGGAGGAAUCAUUAAGAUGUAUCUCCCUCUGUGAUCCUGAGGGCGCGCAUGGCUUCAUCCUGGUCCUACCUUUGGGUCCCCUCACUGAUGAAGACAAGGGAGAGUUAGAGACCAUCCAGAACACUUUCAGCUCUCGAGUCAAUGACUUCACCAUGAUUCUGUUCACUCUGCAGUCAGACCCUAAAGCUCCAGCUGUUGUUAAGUUUCUAAAGAAAGACAAUGGCAUCCAGGAGCUCUGUCAGAGCUGUGGAGGAAGAUAUUUUGUUCUCAACAUCAAGGACCAGCAGCAGAUCCCAGAGCUCUUGAAUGCUGUGGAAAAUAUGAGAGUUGAAGGAUCCAGAUGCUUCACAAAGGACACAUUCACCAAGGCUCAGGUGGAGAAGGUUUCAAGACUUGAAGCUGAACUGCAUGAUGUGAAACAAAAUACUGCCAUAGGAGGUAAUGAUGAGAGUCAGAGCAGAGAGUGUCUCAGGAUGGUGCUGAUUGGGAAGACUGGCAAUGGGAAGAGUGCAACAGCAAACACCAUUUUGGGCAAAAAGCACUUCAAACCCAGAAUCACACCAAAGCCAGCAACCAAGUCUUGUAAGAAAGCAAUCGGAGAGAUUGAUGGACAGCCAGUUGUUGUCGUGAACACCCCCGACUUGUUUGACAAGAGUUUGUCUGAUGAUAAAGUUCAGCAGGAGAUUCAUAAAUGUAUCAGCAUGUUGUCUCCUGGACCUCAUGUGUUCUUACUGGUGCUGCAGAUCGGGAAUUUCACACAAGAGGAAAAAGACUCUGUGGAACUGAUAAAGAAAUAUUUUGGCAAGAAGUCUAAAGAUUUCAUCAUCAUCAUAUUCACCAGAGGAGACGAUCUGGAGGAUGAGUUAUUUGAGAGUUAUGUCGAACACUGUGAUGGCUUUGUCAAAAAACUCAUCAUUGACUGUGGAGGGAGAUACCAGGUCUUUAACAACAAAGAUGACACAAACCGCACACAAGUCAAAGAGCUGCUGACCAAUAUCGAGACCAUGGUGAAGGAAAAUGGCGGCUGCUACAACAAUGAGAUGUUUGACGACACAGAGGGAUACGUACAAAUACAAGUGCAGAAGAUCUUGAAAGAGAAGGAAGAAGAGAUGAAGAAAAAGGAUGAGGACCUCCGGAGAAAACACGAGGAAGACUUGAAAACACUAAAAAACAAAGUCAAAGAAGAGGAGAGAAAACUGAGAGUAAAACAGCUACAGGAAAAAGAUGAAUGCAUCAACGAGGAGCGGGAGAAGAGAAAGAAAGAACGGGAAGAAGACGAGAGGAGACACAAAAAACAAGAAGAAGCUAUGCGACAGGAAUGGAGAAGAAAAUUGGAAGCUUCAGAGAAAACAGCCCAGUUAGAAAGAGAGCUCAAGGAAAACGCUGAGAAGAAGCUGGAGCUGUUUAGAAAAGAGACAAAGAGAGAUCGAGAUGCCUGGGAUAAGGAAAGAAAGGAGACCUGGGAACGAAUACGUCAAGAGGAUAAAAAAAAUCUAGAGGAGGAGAAAAACAGCUUCAGGAAGCUCCAAGAAGAGUACCAUUUCAAGAGAAAAAAGUGGAUGUUUUAUGUGGUUGUGCUGCUGUUGUUUCUCUCGUUUCUAUUAAGUUAUAUAUAUUUCUGAGUUAGAAACACACAAACUGCAGACAGCCCUACAACAAAGGUGGCAGGUUUACAUUUGUUGACUACACUACAGAUGUCUCUAUCUUGAUUACCCAGGGCCAUCAUGCAAGGAGGGCCCAAAAAGAUGCUGGAAUGAAUAGCUGUGGAUGAGGGUAGGGGCCGAUAAAAAAUGCCUUUCUACAGGGCCCAGAAUUUUGUGCUUACGCCCCUGUGU